UCUGGUGUGUGUACAUCAGUUCACCAUGGUAACAGAAAGAUUCCUCCAAUCAGAUUUCCCCUCCCACCAACACCUGGACCAGGACCAGUACAUCACACACAAACACUGCAGCGUGUACCUGCAGUUCUCUCUGGACCACGUCCACAUCCUGAGUCCAUCUGUUGCCAUGGUUACACACCUGGGACAGAGGGGGGCGGAGUCAGGAGGUGAGGUCACAGACAGGAAACAGACUGCAGGGAGGAGGAAGAGAAGAAGAGAAGAAGAAGAAGAAGAAAGCUCCUCCCCCUCUGUCUUCUCCACGGUCACCAUGACGGGCUGCGGCUCCCAGCCCUGCGUCUCCAUGGUGAUCCGGGUUGAGCAGAAGGACGGCGUGGCCUGGAGGAAUACAGGGGCGGGGUUAAAGGGGGAUGAAGCCGGGCUGUCGCAGUGUUUCUCUGUCAGAGCAGCUGUGAUUGGUCCGGUGGUCAGCUGGGGGUGGGACCCGAAGAACGGACCAAUGACAGACAGAGAGGUGGAGUCAGAGAGACAGGAGAAGGUGGUCCUGGUGCUCUCAGGUGUGUCAGCUCGAUGGUUUCCUCUCCUGCAGCCUGGAUGUUUCUACAGACUCAUCGCCGCUAACACACAGGAUCCCACCGUUCUGAUUGGCUGUGGUGUUUCUGGGCGGAGGGGGGUGGAGCUCCACACUGACCCCACCCUGCAGGUCCCAUCUGAAUGGAGGUUCCAUACUCUGAUCCGCCCACUGCGGCUGCACACCUGCACACAGCCUGUCCCGCCCUCUGUCCUGUCUGUCUCUGAUGUGCUGGACUGCAGCUCAGAGCUGGUGUGUGUUCAGGCUCAGGUGUGUGACAGGAUCAGUCUGAACGACAGGACCACUGACUCUGCUGCAGGUGUGAGACUCACAGUGUGUGACCACAGUGGGAGGAGCCUCCAGGUGUACCUGGACCUGAGCCACACCCCCUACCCACCUGGCUUGUUGCCUGGCAACACACUGCUGCUGUCUGCUUUCCAGAGGAGAGUGUCCAGGUCAGGAGGAGUGUAUUGCAGUUCUCUUCCUGUCAGCUCAGUAACAGUUAUCUCACUGGGAGAUACGAGCUCCACCAUGCCUCCUCCUGCUCCCAUGAUGCACCUGGGUGUGUGGGCAGUGAGCAGGGAGCAGAGGAGCACUGUAGGUCGGGUCAAAGGUCACGUGGUGUGUUUCCUGUUCCUGCAGCUGCAGUGGAGCUGCUCGCUGUGUGGGAGCGUCUACACACAGACUUGUUCCUGUCCUCAGUGUCCUUCAACAUCGUCCGUCUUUCAGUCCAAAGCAAAGCUGGUGAUGGACGACGGGACAGGUGAGGCUCACGUCUGGUUCUCCGGCGCUCUGGUUCGUCCUCUGCUGGGAUUGGCUGAUUCUCAGUGGGAGGGGCUUCAGAGAGCGCUCAGGGUCAGAGGUCACAUCAGAGUGUACCCUCGGGGGCGGAGCCUGGUGUGUGACUCUGAUGACCCUCUGGUCCACUUCCUGUUGUGUGUGUGCGGCAGUGAUGUCACGUGUCGUCAGCUCUUUGUCACCUGCAGGAAACACAACACCCAGAGAUCAGAAGAGGUGAAGAGGUUCAGUCGAGGAGAACGAGACUUCAUGACCAGAGUGACUCCGCCCCUACAGCUCACCUGUCUGCACCUCAACACCUGUCUGUGACACACACUGAUCUCACCUGUCUGCACCUCAACACCUGUCUGUGACACACACUGAUCUCACCUGUCUGCACCUCAACACCUGUCUGUGACACAGACUGAUCUCACCUGUCUGCGCCUCAACACCUGUCUGUGACACACACUGAUCUCACCUGUCUGCGCCUCAACACCUGUCUGUGACACAGACUGAUCUCACCUGUACACACACUGACACACAGACAGGAAGAGGCGGAGCCAGCUCACCUGUACCCUGACUGGAUGGAGCAGGUCCUCUUAUUAGGAGAUCACCAUGUUUGUACAGUAGCCCAGAGUGGACAAACCAAACACUGGCUCUGUAUGAGGACAUUCAUGUGUUCAUAUCACACAGCAGUUCUACUUCCUGUUUGACAGAUGAUGAUGUCACAGACUGAACCUCCAACACACUGUUAUUAAAUCUGUUUCUGAUCAA
This is a messenger RNA of Epinephelus lanceolatus (giant grouper), 2119 nucleotides long. Lineage: Eukaryota; Metazoa; Chordata; Actinopteri; Perciformes; Serranidae. The record is from RefSeq and is a predicted model, not a curated record.